AAAAUACAAAGGAUAUUCUUGUGAUAUAUGAACGAGAAGCAGAAGAGUGGGCUCUGUAUUUAAAAUAUCUUUUUGGACACAUAGUGAACAAAGAAGGAAUCUUACUCUAUGAUCUAGAGACUUUGUCUUUGAAGCACCAGGAGCUACUCUCUUUACAUCAUUAUAAAUGUAAACUCCUAAUAGUAUCAUGUGGACUUAUUGACUGCCUGAAUAGAAGGAGAAGGUCUUUUCUGGAGCAAGUUCUAAAACCUCUGGAUAAUGUGGUGAUUCUACUUUGUGGGGUGGAGAAUUCAGAGAGUCUUCAUGAGAUACUGAACCUAGAUGGAGGCAGCAAAGAGAUUUCUACUGAUCAGGAACCUGAGGAGUAUCUCUCUGUUGUAACGGAAAUUAUUCAACCAGGUGAGCCACAGAAUGAAUCUUUCUCUUAUAUCUAUGAGGAAGUUCUUGCAGAUGAUCACCAGACUAACUCUGAUGUCAACGUGUCAGAUGUCAGGGGAGCAUCGGAAAAAACAGACCUCACUUUUAAAACAGAGGUACUUUCUGAAACAUUAGAAACUGACAAGCAGUCGAUAUUGGUGCUUCCGGGAAGAAUAUCAUGCGAGAACCCUGGUGAAAUAUUCAUUUUGUUGAAAGAUGAAAUAGAUGAUGAAACUUUAGAAAUUGAAUUCAUAGCAGAUAAUCAACGAAUUAGGACACAGCCAGCCUCUUGGAAUAAGAAGGUCAAGUACAUGAAAGCUUUAGAUUUUCCUGCUGGUCCUGUAUACGUAAAUGUCUACUGUGGAGGAGUCAUUGUGACCAGAGCACAGAUCGAAUACUAUACUGCUCUAGAGGAGAUUGAGCUCAUUUUUAAGAAAGUGGCUGACCCAGUUGCUUUCACGUGUCAGGCUUUUAAAUUUUCUUCUGUAGAGAAGCUGGAUAAUGUUCUGACUUUGUUAUUGAAAAACAAAAUAUCUGCUUAUGAAUUCAGACCAUUUCAAAGUGAAGAGUACCGUCAGCAACCAAAUAGCCAUCUGGAAGAAUUUCCUACUCUCCUUCACUGUGCAGCCAGAUUUGGAUUAAGGAACCUUGCAACAUUUCUACUCAGUUGUCCUGAGGGUACACGGGCUUGUAAAAUAACCAACAAAUAUGGAGAUGAUCCAGCAAGUAUCGCUGAGAAGCACGGGCACAGGCAACUAAAAAAGUUAAUUGAACAAUUGUCA
Messenger RNA from Apaloderma vittatum (bar-tailed trogon), 1199 nucleotides. Its product is annotated as B-cell scaffold protein with ankyrin repeats-like. Lineage: Eukaryota; Metazoa; Chordata; Aves; Trogoniformes; Trogonidae. Gene Ontology annotation, molecular function: signaling receptor binding; protein tyrosine kinase binding. The record is from RefSeq and is a predicted model, not a curated record. Gene Ontology annotation, biological process: B cell activation; negative regulation of B cell activation; negative regulation of phosphatidylinositol 3-kinase/protein kinase B signal transduction.